AAGAAAGAAAAAAAAACACCUGCAUGAGAAAUCAAACCUCAUUAAUUUACAACAGGUUAAUGGUGAAAUGAAAAUGACAGAGAACCCAAAAAUAGCAAAUGUGAUUAUGUGAUUAAGAUGUAGAAAAGGUAAAAUGAGCACUAAACAGAAUAUAUGAAAAAUUAUGUGCAAUCACAUACUCUAAAUUGAAAGAAUUAAACACUAAUCACAAUAAACUCUGAGUUAUUUUCUUAUUUGAUGGUCAAACAGUCAACAAGUUUAGGUAGAGAGAACUAUAAGAAGUACAAAAAUAAACAUUUCUUUCUAAUAAUAAAGUUUUAAAAGUGAAAUAUUAAAUUAAUAUCUUAAAACACUCCUUGAUAAAAUCCCGCUCACUUCCACAGACAGACAAGCGUCCCUGCAUCUGCAUAAAAGGGAAUUCACUAUACAUUUACUUUCUCUCCAUCUGCCCCCAAAGCUCCCAAAAGAACUUUUCUUAUUUGAAGAAUUUGAUCUGGAGCCUAAUCACUAGUUGAAGCUGAUCUUCUGCCAAGACGAAUCAAAAGGUGUUGUUGGAUCGUCUCAGCAGAGUUUCUCAAGCCAUGGGGAAUGAGAAAGCCGUUUCUGGAAACACCAUACCUCUCCAUCCUCGCCCUAUAACUCGUGCCCUUGCGCGUGCUUCUUCUAAUCUUGCAACAUCUUCAGAAGUGGCUGCUACUAGUACUACACUGAUCAACAACCAGGGAAGGGUUCUGAGAGCAAACAGUAAAAGAACAGCCUCGGAUGAUAAGAAUGCCAAUGCACCUAAGAGGCGAGCUGUUCUUAAUGAUAUCACAAACGUUGCCUGCGAGAAUAAAAUUCAGAUAAAGAAGGGAAGGGCAAGUUCCUCCAGGGUUACAAACGCAGAGGUACAAGUUGUGUGUACAGGCACAAACGAAGCAUCUUCUUGUAGCUUUAUCGAAAAGCCGAGUUCCAAGUUGCCUCCAAGACCCCCUGGGAGAUCAACUUCCACAGUUGAAAGAAGCUGUGUUGGAGGAAGUUCCAUUGUGGCAAGUAGCUCAAAAUUCAUUGACAUUGAUUCAGAUGUUAAGGAUCAUCUACUAUGUAGCCUAUAUGCACCUGAAAUACACUACAACAUGCGUGUUGCUGAGCUUAAACGGCGGCCAUCUCCUGAUUUUAUGGAGAGAACACAAAGAGAUGUGACUAAGACAAUGCGCGGAAUCCUUGUUGAUUGGCUUGUUGAGGUCUCAGAGGAAUACACACUUGUACCUGACACUCUUUACCUCACAGUGUAUCUCAUAGAUUGGUUUCUUCAUGGGAACUACAUUGAAAGACAAAGACUUCAAUUGCUCGGCAUCACUUGUAUGCUCAUUGCCUCGAAGUAUGAGGAAAUCUAUGCGCCACGCAUUGAAGAGUUCUGUUUCAUCACGGACAACACUUACACAAGAGAUCAGGUCCUGGAAAUGGAGAGCCAAGUACUGAAGCAUUUUAGUUUUCAGAUUUACACUCCCACUUCGAAAACAUUCCUCAGGAGAUUUCUCCGAGCAGCUCAAGCUUCUCAUGUGAUGCCAAGUGUGGAAAUGGAGUUUCUGGCGAAUUAUCUAACGGAAUUGACGUUAGUAGAGUGUGAAUUCUUGAAGUUUCUGCCUUCGGUUAUAGCUGCUUCGGCUGUUUUUCUUGCCAAGUGGACUAUGAACCAAUCAAGCCACCCUUGGAAUGCAACACUGGAGCAUUACACAACGUAUAAAGCCUCCGAUCUUAAAGCAUGUGUUCAGGCCUUGCAAGAACUGCAGCUUAACACCAAAGGAUGUCCACUAAACUCUAUACGUAUGAAGUACAAACAAGACAAGUUCAAAUCCGUGGCGGUGUUCACUUCUCCGGAGCUACCUGAUAGGCUAUUUUGAAGAAAAAAAGAGACUAAACCAAGCGGUUUAAUCAUCUCCUAACCGAUAUAACACACGUGUAACAUUGUCCUAUGUUCCGGUUUUCGGCCUUUCAAUUCGUUUUCACCUGUUACUCUCUCUCUGCUAAAUAAAACAGUAGUGAUAUAGAUAAAAAAUCUUUCUACGGUCU
Messenger RNA from Brassica napus (rape), 2052 nucleotides. Its product is annotated as cyclin-A2-4-like. Gene Ontology annotation, cellular component: cytoplasm; cyclin-dependent protein kinase holoenzyme complex; nucleus. The transcript is spliced from 9 exons. NCBI's taxonomy places the organism in Eukaryota, Viridiplantae, Streptophyta, Magnoliopsida, Brassicales, Brassicaceae. The coding region runs from base 582 to 1883 and encodes 433 amino acids. Gene Ontology annotation, molecular function: cyclin-dependent protein serine/threonine kinase regulator activity. Gene Ontology annotation, biological process: regulation of cyclin-dependent protein serine/threonine kinase activity; mitotic cell cycle phase transition. The record is from RefSeq and is a predicted model, not a curated record.